AUGGACAUCAGACUGGUGGUCUUCUGUAUUCUACUUGUGGCCGUGACUGGACAUCCACACAAGAGACGGUGCCCAAUAUCUAGAUAUAAAUCAGUAUCUUCUGCAGACAUCAAGAUGAUCAGAGAACUUCAAAAUGAAUAUGAGAAGAAAAAGUGCACUAGAGCAACGAAAUGCUGCAAAGGAAUGAUGAGACACAAGCCAUCUGUAUGUGACCUAGAGUCCAGUGACCGUCUGAUUCUGACAUUGGAGCGAGUUACAAUAACCACAGAGGUUCUGGCAAAUCUGUCCACGUCUGCUGUGCCUGUCCCUGUAUCACAGUCACUCAUGAUGUUCCUCAAGGUCAGGGAUGAUCUUCUGAUCUGUAGGGAGUCACCAGGAAACAGUAAAACACCUUCUGAAGAGCUGAAGCCAUGGCUGCACCAUCUCCAGCACUUUGUGAAAGAGGCAUCUCCACAAUGUCUCCAGGACGCCGUGUUACUCAACCUUAUCCCGCUAAUGGUGGAAGAUAUUGGGUGUUUGGUUCAUGGGAUGUAA
Messenger RNA from Bufo bufo (common toad), 534 nucleotides. RefSeq names its product interferon lambda-3-like. Gene Ontology annotation, biological process: positive regulation of immune response; cell surface receptor signaling pathway via JAK-STAT; defense response to virus. Bases 1 to 534 code for a protein of 177 amino acids. Gene Ontology annotation, molecular function: cytokine activity. The transcript has 5 exons. The record is from RefSeq and is a predicted model, not a curated record. Lineage: Eukaryota; Metazoa; Chordata; Amphibia; Anura; Bufonidae.